GUUAAGAACGUUGGUUUCAUUGAGUACUUCCGCCGUCUCCUUCGCUGCUCGACCUCGCCUCAAGUUCCUCAACCAUGGUACCAAUCAGAAUUAUCACAUCCGGAAGAAAGAAGACCAGGGAACCCAAAGAGGAAAAUGUGACACUGGGUCCGACUGUACGAGAAGGCGAGCAAGUUUUCGGCGUCGCACAUAUAUUUGCGUCAUUUAAUGACACUUUCAUUCAUGUGACCGAUUUAUCUGGAAGGGAGACACUUGUUAGGAUUACAGGUGGUAUGAAGGUCAAGGCUGACCGGGAUGAGUCAUCUCCAUAUGCUGCCAUGCUUGCAGCCCAGGAUGUUGCACAGAGAUGCAAGGAACUUGGGAUUACUGCUUUGCACAUUAAGUUACGUGCUACUGGAGGUAAUAAGACCAAAACACCUGGUCCUGGUGCUCAAUCUGCACUUAGAGCUCUUGCUCGUGCUGGGAUGAAAGUUGGUCGCAUUGUACUUGCAGAGGAUGUAACCCCCAUUCCUACUGAUAGCACUCGUAGAAAGGGUGGAAGACGCGGGAGGAGGCUGUAGUCUGCCUAUUUUUUUCACUUCCAGCUCCAUAAUUCGUGCUUUGGAAUUCAUUUUGGAUGCCUCAAAAUUCCUCGUAGCUUCUUAUAUUGCUAAGAUGUUCACUCUAUUGUUUACUACUGACUGAAUGUUUGUGCUUGUUCACUUUAAAGAUUGACCUUAUAUCUUCCAAA
Molecule: messenger RNA, 730 nt
Organism: Zingiber officinale
Lineage: Eukaryota; Viridiplantae; Streptophyta; Magnoliopsida; Zingiberales; Zingiberaceae
Product: 40S ribosomal protein S14-like
Exons: 6
Coding region: 75-560 (161 amino acids)
Biological process (GO): translation; maturation of SSU-rRNA from tricistronic rRNA transcript (SSU-rRNA, 5.8S rRNA, LSU-rRNA); ribosomal small subunit assembly
Cellular component (GO): ribosome; cytosolic small ribosomal subunit
Molecular function (GO): mRNA 5'-UTR binding; structural constituent of ribosome; small ribosomal subunit rRNA binding
Source: RefSeq, a predicted model, not a curated record